Microthlaspi erraticum is the source of this 519-nucleotide messenger RNA. NCBI's taxonomy places the organism in Eukaryota, Viridiplantae, Streptophyta, Magnoliopsida, Brassicales, Brassicaceae. The record is from the annotation of a GenBank genome assembly.
AUGGCUUCUUCUCUCUCUUCGUUUCCAUCUUUGAAUCAUUCACCUCUCCAUCCUAGAUUCUUACAAGCCCUUAAUGCUCCGUGCUCUGUUUUGAGAUUAAAACACGCAUCUUUCCCGAAUCCGAGAAUUCGAAUUUCACCUCUUAAAUCCCAACGAGCGCGAACCAAAACCGUCGUUUUGUCUGCUCAGUCCGGUUUCCUGAAAGUUCUUAGAACCGCUUGGAAUAUUGGAAAAGAUGGAAUUGAAGCUGGAACCAACCUUGUACCUGUUUCUGUGCCUAGACCAGUUGCUAGAAUCUCAGUGACAACUGCAGCAUUGGCGGUUUCGUUGUUUGUUAUCAAGUCAUUUCUAUCAACAGCUUUCUUUGUAUUGGGUACGAUGGGGUUCGCAUAUUUCUUAUUCAUAGCCUUAAACAAAGAUGAAGCUCCUAAGCAGAGAGGACAAGAUAAUAGUUCUGGUUCCAAGCCAAUGGAUGAUCCACUUGAAGAAGCAAAGAAAAUCAUGGACAAGUACAAGUAA